Messenger RNA from Mirounga angustirostris (Northern elephant seal), 2228 nucleotides. RefSeq names its product chromosome unknown C1orf54 homolog (gene CUNH1orf54). Lineage: Eukaryota; Metazoa; Chordata; Mammalia; Carnivora; Phocidae. The record is from RefSeq and is a predicted model, not a curated record. The transcript has 5 exons. The coding region runs from base 14 to 319 and encodes 101 amino acids.
UGCAGAAUCCAGAAUGGAUGUCCUCUUCGUAGCCAUCCUUGCUGUGCUACUUAUCCUGGGACAAGAACAUGAGGAUGGAGAAGGACUGGAAGAGGAUGAUUAUUAUCAGGUGAUCUAUUAUUACACAGUCACCCCCAAUUAUGAUGACUUCGGUGCAAAUUUCACUGUUGAUUACUCCAUGUUUGAAUCUGAGGACAGACAGAACAGGUUGAAUAAGGAGGGAAGGGAAGCAGCAGAGACUACCAUUAGUCAUGAAACAGAAGGUGCAGACCCUCAGAAGCCUGAAACAAUGGAACCAGUCGUGAUCUCAGUGUCCUGAGAUGGAGUCCUGCAUCGUGCUCCCUGCUCAGCGGGGAGCCUGCUUCUCCCUCUCCCUCUGUGCUUUCUCUCCCUCUCUCACUCUCUUUCAAAUAAAUAAAUAAAAAUCUUUAAAAAAUAAAAAAAAACUGUGAAGGAUGCUGAUGAUGAUGAAAAGGAAAUCUAUGAUGUUGUUAUUGCCCUCAAAGUAUUUAUAAAACCCAAGUUCAACACUUACAAAACAUUUAGAACAAAAUGAAAAGGUUCAUAACAAAGUUCAAUUACAUAUAAAUUUCAGAGCAUAUGACAUAGGCAAGUGUUUUAGUCAGUGGAAGGACAGAAAUCAGUAUACACUGGAGUUGCCUGGAAGACUUUUAGAAGAUGACUGUGUUUGAGAUAAACUUGGAAGGAUAGGUAAGCUUUUGAGUGGCAGUAAGUUAUGAAAGUAUGAAAACAAUUAGAAGGAAGAAUCGCAGAUAAAAGAGCAGCAUUGGUGAGGGGAUGGAAUAAGCAUGGCAUGUUUAGUGGGAUAGGGUAUGAUUGGAGGAGAAGGUGUAUGGGAAGGAACAGCGGAAAAUUAAGAAAAAAAUUAAAAUUUAUAAGGCUCCUAAUACUCGCUUGAUUAUUUCACAUAGGUAAGGCAAUAGGGCUGAAUCACAAGAGAAUCUGAAGUGUCAGGCUGAAGUCUGGACUUAGAUAAGCAAUGGGGGAGCCUAGUAAGUUCUUCAGUGUGGUAAAGAUACAGUGAAAGUGGUAUUUUAUUUAUUUUUUUAAGAUGUUAUUUAUUUAUUUGACAGAGAGAGACACAGCGAGAGGGAACACAAGCAGGGGGAGUGGGAGAGGGAGAAGAAGGCUUCCCGCGAAGCAGGGAGCCCAAUGCGGGGCUCGAUCCCAGGAUCCUGGGACAUGACCUGAGCCAAAGGCAGACACUUAACGACUGAGCCACUCAGGCGCCCCGAAAGUGGUAUUUUAGAAAAACUAUUUGUUGUACGCAGGAUGCAACAGAGUGGAGAGAGAUGCAUGAGAUUUACAUCAUUCUGGAAACAAUCCAUUAAAGGCUUGGACUAGGGAAGUAGCAUUUUGAAGGGAGAGGAGAAAAAUAAGUAUUUUGAAGAAAAUGCAAUGAGCAGCAAAUGAGGAGAGAGUUGAAAUAGCUUACAAGUUUUGAAUAUGGAUGUCUGGGGAAAUGGCUGACCAAAAUAGGAACUGUGAAAGGUCAGAGUGGUUUAGGACUGAACGUAUAAAUUAGGUACUGGUCAAGCUGAAUUUAUGGUGACGGUGUCCAAAGGUAGCUGAACUAGGUCAGAGCUGCAGUUCUAAGUGCAAAGUCACAGUUACGAAAGUAGACAAGCUCAACAGAGCUGGUACACAGAAGACCAGAGGCCAAUGACUGUGCCUGUAGUUAGUAGGAAGAAAAGGAAUCAACCAGGAAAAUGGAGAAGAAUUGAUUGAAGAGGCAGGCAGAUAGCCAAGUCUGUAUUAUAGAAUCUAGAAGAUAAAGUUUAAUAUAGUCAAUAAAAAGCGACCAAGAGUCCAAAGAAAAGGAGGUCAUUGGUAGCUCCAAAGAAGUAAGUUUUAAUUGAGUGGUUGAGCAAAAGUUAGGUUUUGUGGAGUUAGAGAGGGAGUAUAUUGUGAAGAAGGAAAGGGAGAGUGUAGACCAAUCAUCUGAGAAAUCUGGUAAUAAAAAAAAGAAGCAGCCGCCAAAAAGGGCAAGAGGACCAAAGUAUAGCCUGAAUAUAGUUGAACACAGAUGGGAGGAGUCAGUAGGAAUGGAAAGCUGGUGAUUGAUGACAAGGACAGGGAAAGAUUUUAAGGUACAUAGUAGGCUCCAUUUAGAUUGUAAACUCUCUGAAGAAAGGAGGGAGGUCUUAAUCACACUUAUAUCCUUGCUGUAGCACCUAGCACAGUGACUAAGCUUAGUGUCAUGCACA